GUUGACGGAAAGCCAGCCCGAGCUGAUCCUUAAAGCGGCCUUUAAUGAGGAUGAUAGACAGAAUGACCUGUCCCGUCUGUCAGCAGCUCCAGAUGGAGACGUGUGUUUAAAGCAGAAGACACAAACUCUACGAAACCUUCACAAGGAAUGUCUUGGAAAAAAUAUGCUGUCAGUGAAGAUGUCCCAGAGACUGAAGCCACACCCAUCAUCACGGAGACUGAAGCCACGCCUAUCACCAAGGAGACUGAAGCCACGCCCCUCACCACAGCCCUCCUGCCAGAAGCAAAGCAGGUUGUGGGCUCGCAGGCUGACUCUGUUGGGUAUGAGGAGGUGACGGUGUGUGUGCCAGCCGAGAUGCCCCCGGUGGUGCCCGUCACGGGAGAGUCGUUCUGCCAGUGUCCUGCUCAGACCGAGCUCAGCUCAGAUGCCCAGAUCAGUCCAUACACCCUCAGCUGCACCUGCGGAGAGGAGGAACAGGGGUGUGAUUGGGUUUGGGAUGAGGAAGAUAAAUCCUCUUCAGUGUCUCUGAGCUGCUGGAACCGGACGGUGAGUUUCCACUCGGAGUACAGCUGUGGGACGGCCGCCAUCAGGGGCUCCAAGGCCCUCAGCGACGGCCAGCACUUCUGGGAGAUCAAGAUGACCUCUCCCGUCUACGGCACUGACAUGAUGGUUGGCAUUGGGACAUCAGAAGUGAACCUGGAUCAGUUCAAGCAUAGUUUCUGCAGUCUGCUGGGCACGGAUGAGGACAGCUGGGGUCUGUCCUACACAGGUCACCUCCAUCAUAAAGGGUCAAAGGUGAACUUUUCUUCACGGUUUGGUCAAGGGUCCAUAAUCGGUGUUCAUCUGGACGGCUGGCACGGCACCCUGAGCUUCUACAAGAAUCGCCGCUGUAUUGGCGUAGCGGCCACUCACUUGCAAAAUAAGCGUCUGUAUCCGAUGGUGUGCUCGACUGCAGCCAAGAGCAGCAUGAAACUGAUCCGUUCCCACUCUGCGCCCACCACACUGCAGUAUCUGUGCUGUACGCAACUGCGACGAAUGUUGCCAGCCUGCGCAGACGCUCUGCGUGUGCUGCCGCUGCCGCCGGGUCUGCGUCUGCUGCUGGCCAAUCAGCUGGGCUGGGUUUUGACCCUCGGCUGCGCGGAUACAUCCACCAAAACAGAAGAAGGCCACUGUGAUCAAUACACAAGCCUCUUCCCUUCCCAUGAUCCCGCUGACACCAAUGAACGCGUCUUUAUUUCUAGCUCCUUCCCUGAUAACCCUGAUGAAGACGAUGCUUUAGAUUCCGCCUCCGUAUACAUCGAUUCCUGUUCAGAUGAUUCACAUUAUCAAGAUGCUGUGUCUGUAUCUGAUGAAACCUGCUAUCUUGAGCCGUCCUCUCCUUCUGACGUCUGCUGCGGUUUCGUUAAUGAUCACACUUUAUUUCUUAAUCCCGAAUUUCAGCACAUUUCUGCUUCUUGUCUUUAUUGUGAUCCACCUUUGUCUGUUUCUAGUGGCGAGAGAAAGAUUAAUGAUGCCAGUUCAGCUUGUAAACCGGGAAACGAAGGUUCCUGUGCUCUAAGCCCCUCCUACACACACUCAGGCCACACCUCCUUCUGGCCUGACUCCGCCUCUGAGAGCGAAUCCGAUGAAUGCUCUUCUGAUCGAGAGAUGUAUCAGAGGAAACGCUGCCGCUGGACAUGAGGCAUAAUGUUUACAUCAUAAUCAGAGCAUUUUUAAAGGGAGAGUUUUUCAUUUAUUCACCCUCAUGUGCUUACAAACACACACACACACACAUACAUACUUGUGUACAUGGUUUACAGGGACACUCCAUAAGCGUAAUGUAUUUUUUUAUACAGUUAAAAAAGUAUUAUUAUAUGGCCCUAUAGUAUAAAAAAAGCUUUUGAAUUGCAUUAUGGGAUCUGGAUCUUUCCUCCACAACCGUUUGAUAUUGGAAAACUUGAAAAGUGACGUUUUUAUUAGUGAUUUACAGGGACACACGUUGGAAACUCCUAACCCUAACCACCUUAAAGGGACAGUUCACCUUAAAAUGUCAAAUUUACUCACUAUUUACUCUCCCUCAAGUGGUUCCAAACUUUUAUGAGUUCUGUUAAACAUAAAAGAAGAUAUUUAGAAGAAAGUUAAAAGCCAUUGGGCGACGCAGUGGCGCAGUAAGUUGUGCUGUUGCCUCACAGCAAGAAGGUCGCUGGUUCGAGCCUCGGCUGGGUCAGUUGGCAUUUCUGUGUGGAGUUUGCAUGUUUGCAUUCGCGUGGGUUUCCUCCGGGUACUCCAGUUUCCACCACAGUCCAAAGACAUGUGGUACAGGUGAAUUGGGUAAGCUAAAUUGUCCGUAGUGUAUGAGUGUGUAUGGGUGUUUCCCAGAGAUGGGUUGCAGCUGGAAGGGCAUCCGCUGCGUAAAACAUAUGCUGGAUAAGUUGCCGGUUCAUUCCGCUGUGGCGACCCCUGAUUUAUAAAGGGACUAAGCCGAAAAGAAAAUGAAUGAAUGAAAGCCAUUGACUUCCAUAGUAGGAAAAACAAAUACUAUGGAAGUCAAUGGUAACAGGUUUACAGCAUUCUUCAAAAUAUCUUCUUUAGUGUUUAACAGAAGAAAGAAACGCAAAAAAAGUAAAGGGUGAGUAAAUGAUGACAGAAUAAACAUUUUUGGGUGAACUGUCCCUUUAAAAAUACUUUGUGUCCUUGUAAACCAUAUAAACCUGCACACACACACACAAAUAUACAUACAUAUAUAUAGAUUUAUAGUUAUAUAAAUGAUGUAGGGCGUCACGGUGGCACAGUGGGUAGCACAGUCUCCUCACAUCAAGAAGGUUCGAGCCUCGACUGGGUCAGUUGGCAAUUCUGUGUGGAGUUUUCAUGUUCUCCCGUGUUGGCGUGGGUUUCCUCCGAGUGCUCUGGUUUCCCCCAUAAGUCCAAACACAUGCGCUAUAGGUGAAUUGGGUAAGCUAAAUUGUCCGUAGUGUAUGUGUGUGAAUGCAAAAGUGUAUGGAUGUUUCCCAGUGAUGGGUUGCAGCUGGAAGGGCAUCCGCUGUGUAAAACAUAUGCUGGAAUAGUUGGCGGUUCAUUCCGCUGUGGUGACCCCUGAUUAAUAAAGGGACUAAGCCGAGAAGAAAAUAAAUGAAUGAAUGAAUAAAUGAUGUAAAACAUAAUUAAAUUUUCUUCUGAAAACUACUGAUGAUUCUUCUCAAUGUCGAAAAUAAAAUGUUGUCUUUAGAGCGUAAAAUGACAAUUGGUCAGAAAAUUACAGCGGCCGAGAGAGCUCAACGUACUGCAGUUUAAGAAAACAGAUGCACAUACAAAAUACUCCAGCAAAUUGACAAAGAUCUUCAUCCGUUUAACAGCAAAUGUGCUGCAAAUCAUCACAACGCAAACAAUUUAAUAAAACGUGCUGCAUUUUCACACAACAAGGGGACAGACUCUGCUAUUUAGGUUAUGGUUAUUUAGGCUAAUAAAAUACAAAAGACAAAGGAAUCAGGAUAUUAAAAUAAACAAACUCGCCUUUCAAAGAUCAUCUACAACUUCACUGAGCAAUAGUCACGGCAGUUCUCCUAAAUUGUUUACUGUCAAAAAGAUGAAGAUCUUUUCUCAAUUUGCUGAUGUUUUUUUAAUUGCACGUUCAUUUAAAUAGCAGUACGUUAAGCUCUCUCGACCACUGUAGAAAAGAACAAAAACGUGGCAUGAUUUCAGACGGGUCUAUUCAUUUUUAUAUAAUAAAAUACCAAUGAUUUACCUUAAAUGAUAUAUGAAAAAAUAGAUACUUGGUAGAAUAACCUUGAUUUCCAAUACCAAAAAAGUAAAGCAUUAUUUAGGCCACUUGUCAUUUUCUGCCAAAAUAAAGCUCUAAUUUACAAUAUUUUUAUUAGAAAUUUGUAAGAAAUGUUCUCAGACCAUUAAAGAAUAAUACAGAUAUUAUCAUUUUACUCACAUACACCUAAUAAAUCCAGAACAUCCCAAGAAAAUGGGAAUUUUCAAGUGGUCUCUUAAUUUAUUAUUAUUAUUUAUUAAGAAAAAUAAAUAAGGACUUAUAAUUUGACAGCCUCUAUGUUAUAUGCAGGCUAUAAAA
Messenger RNA from Danio aesculapii, 4054 nucleotides. It is a transcript of the gene spsb3b, whose product is annotated as splA/ryanodine receptor domain and SOCS box containing 3b. Gene Ontology annotation, molecular function: protein binding. Gene Ontology annotation, biological process: proteasome-mediated ubiquitin-dependent protein catabolic process. The record is from RefSeq and is a predicted model, not a curated record. Bases 148 to 1680 code for a protein of 510 amino acids. The transcript has 8 exons. Gene Ontology annotation, cellular component: SCF ubiquitin ligase complex. NCBI's taxonomy places the organism in Eukaryota, Metazoa, Chordata, Actinopteri, Cypriniformes, Danionidae.